Messenger RNA from Ilex paraguariensis (yerba mate), 1363 nucleotides. NCBI's taxonomy places the organism in Eukaryota, Viridiplantae, Streptophyta, Magnoliopsida, Aquifoliales, Aquifoliaceae. The record is from the annotation of a GenBank genome assembly.
CUCUCUCUCUCUCUCUUCUCUCUCUCUCUCUCUCUAUAGACGGUAGACCCAUUAUCAUACCCCCACCACCACUCUCCUCUCCAAACAGAGACGCAAUGAGAGGUGAAAUAAAAAGAAAAGGUGGUAGAUGCAUGAAGUAACAACAACAACAAUCUCUCUUUCUCCUUCCCUAUCUAUCCUGUCCCUUUUUCUCUCUCUAACCUCGCCACCUUCCCUUUGUAAUCCAUUCACUACUCUCAAAGAUUUCUCUCUCCAGCCCCGCCUCCCCCCAAAGUUGAUUGUCCUCGGUUUCCACGCACAACUAACACACACCUCUUCUUUGCCUCUUAGGAUUAUUGAAACUGGCUAUGGUGAGCAUCCGUAGGCGCAGGCUUUUAGGCCUUUGGUCUGGUCGAAGUUCUUUCUUGGCUCCUCUUCCAAGGUUUUUCGACAAUGGACACACCCCUGAAAAUCGUACCCAAAACACAAAAUCAGUUAGUGUGCAUCCCAUGCCUUCAGUGGAUGUUGACCAACCGAAGGAGGAAAAAAUCUCAAAUGUUGGUCCUGGAUCAUCAAACAUCUCUGGUUCUGACUCAUCAAAAGAUCAACAUACUCAACAAUUCCCAGAAGUCAAACGAAGAAAGCGGCACAGAAGGAAGCAUUUUGAAAACCAAGAACAAUGUGUUAUGAGAGGUGUCUAUUUCAAGAACAUGAAGUGGCAAGCAGCAAUAAAGGUUGAUAAAAAACAAAUCCACUUGGGCACUGUUGGCUCUCAAGAAGAAGCUGCUCGAUUGUAUGAUAGGGCUGCAUUUAUGUGUGGGAGGGAACCCAACUUUGAACUCUCGGAGGGGGAGAAGCAGGAACUUAGGAAAUUCAAGUGGGAUGAAUUCUUAGCAGUUACUCGAUCUGCAAUUACAAACAAAAGUAAGCUUACCUUUUUAAUCUAUUUUAAGCUUGAAAUCUUCUGUCCUUUUAAUGGUUGCCAUAUGUGAAACUUCCAGAACACCAGAGAAGAACUGGGCCACGUUCACGUAGAAAGUUUGAGCCUUCGACACAUAACAGUGCCUGGGAGGGCGAGCAAGGAGGCAACGGCUUCUCAGCAUCAGAAGACGUAGAGCCAGACACAUCAGUCUCUUGAAAAUUUUCACUCAGGAGCAAGGCUGAACAAAGCUUGUUCUAGCCACUCUUAAUGAUUUUUAUCUCAUUUUUCUGGUGUAUAAAGUAGCCCCUAUUAGGGCAGAUAUAGGUGGAACUUGUCUAUUAGUGAGCAGAUUUCUGUCUUUUUUAUUCAAUACAUUCAGAGUUUAGAAAAAUGUUAAGCUCAGGAGGACACUGCUAUAUUUUCUCAGUAAAUCUGUUAUAGCAUUUUCAGCUCAAAUUCGAC